CAAACUUACUGGAACUAUGAAUAAUAUGAAUAACCAACAAGUUCCCCAAAAAUGAGAAGUUUAUUAUUAUUACCCGUUAUGUAUAUAUAUGUGUGUCUUAUGAUUGUUUGCAUGUUUACCCUUUAUAAGGUCAACAAUAAUAAUAAACAAUUUGAUUGGUUAAAUGAAUAUCAUUUGGGAAAAAAAAUUCAAAAAAAAAAAAGAAAAUUUCCACCUUCACUGAGUAUAAAGAAAAAUUAAAAUAACAAAGGCAUUGAAAUAAACACUUUUUGAUCUUAUCAUUAUAACAUUAUACAAUUGUAUUAUAUAUGCUUAAUAAUAUUGUGGAUCACAUUUACCAUUGAUCAUUUAAUAAUAUGGAUAAUUAUGAAAUAACUGAUGAUUUUGAACGAUUUUGUCAUAUAGCACAACGUUCACCAAGAGAUAGUUUAGCACCAACAAUACAAAUAACUGAACCAACUUAUCGUGGAAAUAAUAUAACACCUAUUAAUCAAUCAGAAUAUUUAUCAACAUUAAAUGUGGAAUCAUUAAAACGUGCAUCAAGUUUUAGAGAACCUAAACGACGUAAAUCAUUUCAACCAAGUAGUUUUAGUGGUGAAAUUAGUGCAACUAGAUCACCAAUUAGAUCUAGUCCACAAUGGGAUCAUUCAAAUGAAUUAAAUCAAUUUAAUUAUAGACAAAAACAACAACAACAACGUUCUCGUUAUUAUAAUAAUGAAUCAAAUGAUACAAAUGUUUUACGAACUAAUGAUAAUACACAAAGAUAUUGGCAAAAUUUAGAUACAAGUCGUGAAUCUUCAAGUCCUUAUUCAUGUUCUCCAGCAAUGUAUAGACUUGGUACUACUCGUGAUAGACCAGGAUCUAUGAAAGAAACUAGUUAUAAACGUACAAGAAGUCAAGAAAAACAUAAAUCAAGACCAUCGGCUCCAACAUUACAUCCAACAAAUCAUCCAUUCUCUCAAUAUUCACCUAGUCGUCAUUCAAUCAGUCAGACAGAUGAACAAAUGUUACGUGUUCGACGUUUUGAACGAAAUAAACAUGGUGAUGUUAUUAGUAAAGGUGAUCGAGAUGUUCCACAGAUAGAGAUAUUUGCAUCCAGGAGUCCAUCGGGUGAUUCACGAGGAUCAGUAGUUUAUCCACGAUCAAUACCUGAAAGUAGUCAAAAUCUCUCUGAAUCAUCAUUAAGUGAUGAGGUGAUUGAGAUCCCGGCAAUCACUACAAAUUUGGCUAGUUCACCAAGAGCUUCAAAUGAUGGUUUACUUAAAAUUUACAGUAAGCGUGCAAGUAGUCCAGUUAGAGGAUUUAUACCAGAGACUAGACUACGUUCUAAAUCAUGGGCAAUUGUAACAGAAAGUCCAGAUAAUUCACCUAAUAAAUUAGAAUCACCAUCUGGUGGUGAACUAUUUCUAGAUGAUCGUUUACUUCAAGUUCAAGUAAUUGGUACAGCCAGAGUUGGUAAGACAAGUAUGUGUAUGCAAUUUCAUACUUCAGAAUCAAUUGAAGAUCCUAAUGAUUCAACCUUGGGGAUUCCAUAUGAGGGUUUGCCUUGUGAUACAGUUGGUUACUUUCUUCAAUAUGUGUUCUAUCCACUUCCACCACUUCUUCCUGAUUUCUUCCUCCAUUGGUAUCUGGUUCGCUCUCAGGCACAGUAGGUUGUUGGUGAUAUUGUCUGGUCAACGGAUCCGAAUUAUUUUGCGUAGACAGCUGUUAACAAACACUUGUAUCUUCUGGAUGAUGGCUUUCGUGU
Schistosoma curassoni is the source of this 1747-nucleotide messenger RNA. NCBI's taxonomy places the organism in Eukaryota, Metazoa, Platyhelminthes, Trematoda, Strigeidida, Schistosomatidae. The record is from the annotation of a GenBank genome assembly.